Messenger RNA from Mus caroli (Ryukyu mouse), 1475 nucleotides. It is a transcript of the gene Inha, whose product is annotated as inhibin subunit alpha. The record is from RefSeq and is a predicted model, not a curated record. Gene Ontology annotation, cellular component: extracellular region. Gene Ontology annotation, molecular function: cytokine activity; growth factor activity. Lineage: Eukaryota; Metazoa; Chordata; Mammalia; Rodentia; Muridae.
GCCAUGGGCAGGGGCGACUGGGACUGCGGGGCGUGGGAAGGACUGGGGGAGACUGGGGUGAGAAGGGUAGAAGAAGGCCAGCAGUGGGAUGGGGAGGGGACAGUGGGGAGGUCCUAGACAGAAAGGGCACAGGGCAGCGUGUGGGUGCCCUGUCAUCAGGGCAAGUGAACUAUGGUGAGCCAGCGGUCUCUGCUGCUCCUUUUGCUGUUGACCCUACGGGAUGUGGACAGCUGCCAGGGUCCCGAACUUGUCCGGGAGCUCAUCCUGGCCAAGGUGAAGGCUCUAUUCCUAGAUGCCUUGGGGCCCCCAGCAAUGGAUGGGGAAGGUGGGGGUCCUGGAAUAAGGCGUCUGCCUCGAAGACAUGCCAUUGGGGGCUUCAUGCACAGGACCUCUGAACCGGAGGAGGAAGAUGUCUCCCAGGCCAUCCUUUUCCCAGCUACAGGUGCCACCUGUGAGGACCAGCCAGCUGCCAGAGGGCUUGCCCAGGAGGCUGAGGAAGGCCUCUUCACUUAUGUAUUCCGGCCAUCCCAACACAUACGCAGCCACCAGGUGACUUCAGCCCAGCUGUGGUUCUACACAGGCCUAGGCAGGAAGAGCACAGCAGCCGCCAAUAGCUCUGAGCCCCUGCUAGAUCUUCUGGUGCUAUCAUCUGGGGGGCCCAUGGCUGUGCCUGUGUCCUUGGGACAUGGCCCGCCACGUUGGGCUGUACUGCACCUGGCUACGUCUGCUUUCCCUCUGCUGACUCACCCCAUCCUGGUGUUGCUGCUGCGAUGCCCACUUUGUUCCUGCUCCGGCCAGCCUGAGACCACUCCUUUCCUGGUGGCCCACACUAGGGCUCGAGCACCCAGUGCGGGGGAGAGGGCCCGGCGUUCAACUCCCUCUGUGCCUUGGCCUUGGUCUCCUGCGGCUUUGCGGUUGCUGCAGAGGCCUCCCGAGGAACCCGCUGCGCAUGCCUUCUGCCAUCGAGCUGCUCUCAAUAUCUCCUUCCAAGAGCUGGGCUGGGACCGCUGGAUCGUACACCCUCCCAGUUUCAUCUUCCACUACUGCCAUGGUAGCUGCGGGAUGCCCACAUCUGACCUGCCCCUGCCAGUCCCUGGGGUGCCCCCUACCCCGGUUCAGCCCCUGUUUUUGGUGCCAGGGGCCAAGCCCUGCUGUGCUGCUCUUCCAGGGAGCAUGAGGUCCCUACGCGUCCGAACCACCUCAGAUGGAGGUUACUCUUUCAAGUAUGAGAUGGUACCCAACCUUAUAACGCAACACUGUGCUUGUAUCUAAAAGCACCUUCGCCUCCUCCUCCCAUGGCCGAUGACCACCGUCAAUUCACCACCCCAGGGUCCUCAGCUAGGAGGAGGACAGAGUGUGGAAAGUAGACAGUUUCCACUUCCUUUUCCCUACAUCUUUCUGUAUGAGGGUUCCAUAUCCUGCUCCACCCAGGUCCUGUGGAUAACAAUAAAGAAGGAAGUGUGUGUGACUUUGUA